AUGACGUAACGUGCGUCAGCCGGAAGUGGUUCCGAUUGCGGAAGUGCAGCUACAGAUGCUGUAGGCGCAGCUCACCGAGGCGAUUUGUUCUGGGACAGCAUCUUGGUUCUUGGUGUUCAGAUUCAGAUGCAUGCGGGUCCGUGGGAGCUUCGGGUUACAGGUCUAUCAGAAAUGUAUUCUGGCGCUUGAACCCCCAACAACAACAAUAAAAACGUAGUGUUGCAGAAGCCUCCUGCCUGGCAGUGCGCGUGGUCCAUCUCCACAGACUCCUCCUCCGUCUCGUCUCAGCCGCCGUCAUGGCCGACCACAACGACACCAGCCUGCCGCCGGAGGAGCGCGUCCGCGCUCUGACCAAGAAGGGCAGCUCGGUGGAGGUCAACGAAGACGUGCCGCCGCGCCGCUACUUCCGCUCCGGGAUGGAGAUGAUCCGCAUGGCCAACAUCUACGCCGACGAGGGCAACAUCGAGCACGCCUUCGUCCUCUACAACAAAUACAUCACUCUCUUUAUAGAAAAACUUCCCAGACAUCGGGACUACAAGACGGCCAACAUUCCCGAGAAGAAGGACACGCUAAAGAAACUGAAGGACGUCGCGUUUCCUCAAGCGGAGAUUCUGAAAAAAGCCCUUCUGCGCAAAUUUGAGCAAGACUACGCACAGCACCUCGUGAAGAAGAGGGCGGAGCAGGAGGCGCAGGCGCGCGAGCUGUCCAAGCGGCGCGCGCUGGACGCGGAGCGGGAGCGCGUGGCCGAGAUGACGCGGCGCCAGCGGGAGCAGGAGCAGUUCAGCGCCUUCGAGGAGAUGAUCCGCCGCCAGGAGCUGGAGAAGGAGCGCCAGCGCGUGCUCCUGGAGUUCGCCGCGCCCGCCGCGCCCACCGGCGACGCGCCGCUCCUCCCGGGCAUCCAGGGACCCCCGCCGCAGGGGCCCCAGGCCGCCCCGCAGGGCCCGGGGGACCCGUCCGCCGGCAACAACAACAACCACCAACACGAGCGGCCCCCAGCGACCGCCAUGCCCACCUUCGACCGGUCGCUGAAGCCCGGCGCGCUGGUCAGCCCGGGGAACAACACCGGCAUGGAGGACGCGCUGCGGCAGCUGGCCGUCCCGGCCGAGCUGUGCCGCAGCUUCCUGAGGCUGGCCGAGGCCAACACGAGCCGAGCCGUGGAGACGUGCGGCAUCCUGUGUGGCAAACUGACCAGGAAUGCGUUCACCGUGACCCACGUCCUCGUGCCCAAGCAGUGUGGUGGGCCCGACUACUGCGACACGGAAAACGAGGAGGAGCUCUUCCUCAUUCAGGACCAGUACGAUCUCAUCACGCUGGGCUGGAUACACACUCACCCCACGCAGACGGCCUUCCUGUCCAGCGUCGACCUGCACACGCACUGCUCCUACCAGAUGAUGCUGCCGGAGGCCAUCGCCAUCGUCUGCUCGCCCAAGUUCAACGAAAUCGGCUACUUCCGGCUGACGGACCGAGGAACCAGCGAGAUCUCCACGUGUAAACAGAAAGGCUUUCACCCGCACAGCAAAGACCCCCCCCUGUUCACGCACGCGGGUCACAUCAACAUCACCGACGACACCGUGGCCGUGAUGGACCUGCGGUGAUUUUCCUUCCUUUCGUUUCUUUCACCGGAACACUUGGAGUUUUUUUUCCAAAGCGGGACGUUUCACUGGAGAAAACCCUCACCUUACGGCGAGGACGGUACGGAGCGACUCUUUCUACAGACUUGACUUGUUCUCUGAGGGAGCAACCGCGUGAACCUUUUUUAUUUUUUUUUUAUUUCGCUCCGUAAGAAAAGAAAUAUCACAUUAUUGCACUUUCCGAGCAAACUACUUCUACCCAAACCUCCGGCUCUUCGAACCCCUCCGUUUCUGUCUCAUCGUUCUCUCCUUCGUUACCGUUCAGCUAUUCGCCUUUUUGUCAUUAACAAAAUAACUGUGUGUUCGUCGGUGUCUGGUAACCCAAAUGUUUGUUCAUCAGAGGUCUGUUCUACAGAUGAAAGUGCCAAGGACGAGAACGCUGCGUGAAGUUCAGUGUGAGGUCGGUUGCCUCUCUGUCGUUGGGUGUGUGUUGUUGCAGCGAUGGGAGAGAUGAAGGCCAGUUGUGACUCAGGUGUGCAGGCAGCCUCGCUGCUCUGUGUUAUAUAUUUAUGAGCAACAUCCGUCACUUCAUCUACAAAGAGCUUUGUGUAUUCCUGCUUAUGAGGAUUCCACCUUUUUAUAUGUUUUUACUCCCUUGUUCUCUGAUUAUGUUAAGGUGGUGGUGGGGGGGGUGAGAUCAACCUGAAUGUACCUUCUGCUCCACGUUAACAGGCGACACUAACAACCCCAGACCGGAUCACGCCUCGGUUCUUUGUUCGCUCCCUUCUGCUUGUUAGAAGUGAACAACUAGCCAUAACUUCCAAUGAUUUAAUACUAAAUUGAAAUAAAGUCAUUGUAGAUGAAUUCA
Messenger RNA from Gasterosteus aculeatus aculeatus (three-spined stickleback), 2439 nucleotides. RefSeq names its product STAM-binding protein-like A. Lineage: Eukaryota; Metazoa; Chordata; Actinopteri; Perciformes; Gasterosteidae. Gene Ontology annotation, cellular component: cleavage furrow; endosome. The record is from RefSeq and is a predicted model, not a curated record. Gene Ontology annotation, biological process: protein K63-linked deubiquitination. Gene Ontology annotation, molecular function: protein binding; metal-dependent deubiquitinase activity; K63-linked deubiquitinase activity.